Messenger RNA from Macrosteles quadrilineatus (aster leafhopper), 872 nucleotides. Its product is annotated as protein kinase C-binding protein NELL2-like. The record is from RefSeq and is a predicted model, not a curated record. NCBI's taxonomy places the organism in Eukaryota, Metazoa, Arthropoda, Insecta, Hemiptera, Cicadellidae. The transcript has 6 exons. The coding region runs from base 24 to 872 and encodes 282 amino acids.
UUCAUGAGGUAUAGAAGAACACGAUGGAUUUGAGAAUUUUGUGGUUGUGUCUCUUGAUCUCAUUUGUAGAUAAGUCAAGGUCUGGACCGAUGAUUUUUUCGGAUGAACAAGGAGACUUUUCUAUAGAAAAAGAGUGUCUCACAAACGAUGAGUGUAUUUCAGGGAAGACAUGCAUAGCUAAGAAAUGCACAGAUCCUUGUGACAGCGUGUGUGGACUGAACACAAUAUGUGUGGUACACGAAGGAGCUCCUGUGUGUUCCUGUAAAACUGGCUACGAAGGAGACCCGUUUACGGAAUGCAAACCACAAAACGCAGAAUGCACAGACGACUCCAUGUGUACAACAGACAAGGCCUGUAUUAGGCACAAGUGUGUAGACCCUUGUCUGGACUAUUGUGGGCUCAAUACUGUGUGUAGAGUGGUCAACAAUCGACCAGUGUGUGCCUGCCUGAAUGGAUUCUUUUACAAACUAGACAAAGGCUGCCUUCCUGAGUGGAUUCCAGAAUGCCAGAGUCACGCUCAUUGCCCGGAGGACCGCUCAUGUCGUCUGCAGAGGUGUGUAGAUCCUUGUGAAGACGGCGUGUGUGGCAAUAACACAGAAUGUCACGUCAAGAACCAUUAUCCUGUGUGUUCACGUAAAGUUGGUUACAUAGGAGAUGCCUACAAUGAAUGUGUAACUCACUGUUCAAUUGACAAUGAGGAAAACAUCCAAAAGCCAAUUCAAACGAAAAAAACCUUCUUACUUGUCGAAGAAAAGAAAACAUGGUUGGACGCCCUUAGUGACUGCAAUGAUCGUGGAAUGAAUCUGGCGACAAUCGAAAAUGAUGAUGAGUGGAACACUUUUAUUGAAACCAUGAGGAGUAUGAGUAAGUAG